Molecule: messenger RNA, 1841 nt
Organism: Hylaeus volcanicus
Lineage: Eukaryota; Metazoa; Arthropoda; Insecta; Hymenoptera; Colletidae
Gene: holn1
Product: CD2 antigen cytoplasmic tail-binding protein 2 homolog
Exons: 6
Coding region: 442-1455 (337 amino acids)
Cellular component (GO): U5 snRNP
Molecular function (GO): protein binding
Source: RefSeq, a predicted model, not a curated record
CAAGACACUCGGUCAUCUGGCAGCAACAGUGAAAACUAUUUUCGCUCUAAACUUGGGUGUUAUUCCACCGAUGGGGCCACUGCUGUUCUACUAUAGUUCAGUGUUCCUUACUCUUGUAUAAAAUUUAGCCUAACUCAAGUAGCUGAAAACGUAUGUAUUUUCGCACUACGAAUGCAUUACUUUGUUUAAAGUACGAUUGUACAGAAUUCUUGUUUUAUUACAUAUUGUGAAAACAAAGUGAAUUUAUCUACGUGUAAUGUUGAGUAAUAUUUUGUUAACGUAAGUGAAGCGUCGUUCGACAAGAAUUUUUGUUCAAUUGGAAGGAACAUUUUACUGUUUCGAUUACGUAUCAAAACACGAUAAAAACGUAUGAAUAAUAAAAUAUUACGAUAAAGAAAAUAGUAUCGAUUAUCGUUUUAAUUGUACUUGUGAAGUAAAACAAUGUUGAAACGUAAAUUUGACGAGUUGGAAUCUGGUGCAACUAAUAAGUUGCCAAUAAAGAAUUCGUUAGAUUCAGACGAAGAAGACGAUGAAACUAACGAAGAUAAUUAUAAUGUAAUGAACGAGGACGAUUUGGAAGGUGUCGAAGAUGGGCCAACUGCUCCAGAAACAAAUGUGGGUUUUACUGCAUUUAAUAUGAAAGAAGAAUUAGAAGAAGGACAUUUUGAUAAGGAGGGCCAUUAUCUUUGGAACAAAGAGAAAGAAAUUAGAGAUAAUUGGUUAGACAACAUUGAUUGGAUGCAGAUCAAACCGAGUUCCACAGCAAGUGUAAAGAAGAAAACUGAAAGCAGUAAAAUACAAGGACUGGCGGAUAGCGAUAGCGACGACGAUGAUCCAGAUAUUAUGUUCGAUCCAACUCAGCUCUAUAAACAGAUAUUGGAAUAUCUACGACCCGGAGAAACAGUUUCCAAAGCUUUAUGUAGGUUGGGUAAAGGAAAGAAAAGAUUAACUACAUUAGAAAGAUGGAAGAGGAAGAAAGAGAAAAAAGAAGUAGACGACGAUGAAACUUCUACUAGUAUCACAAAAUUAACAGAAUUAGCAAAUGAAUUGUUGACGCGUACUGGAAAUAUGGAUAUAUAUCAAGAAAGUUACGAUCAAAUCAAGAAGAAGAUCGAGAAGGGUGAAAAACAUGCCCACCCCUCGAAACAGGAGGCGGAGUUAGAUAUGUACGCGGAUGACUUUGACGAAAAAGAAAAAGCAAAAUUGGACGAAAGCGAAAGCGGUGUUAAAAAAACAACAGAUUCUGACAAAGAUGACGACGAAGACGAUGAAGUGACUUGGGAAUUCAAAUGGUCGCAAGACGAGAACGCGGAAAUUCACGGACCACACACAACUCGGCAAAUGCAGGCGUGGUCGAAAGAGGGAUACUUUAAAAAUGGAGCAUGGGUGCGAAGAACCGGGGAAAAUAAUCAAUUUUAUAAUGCAACGCGCGUGGACUUCGAACUGUAUCUGUGAUAUAUUUUAAUGUAACAUAGCCGUCUAAUAACAAGAAUUAGAAUUGUAAUAUUUUGAAAAUACUGUUGUAAAUCGUGGUACCACACUGUUAAAGUAAUACUUCUAUACAGUUCUCGACACGGCCGAAAGCAAUAUUCAGCUCGGCAGUAUUUAACCUAACGAUGUGUCAAAUAUGUACCAUACCGUUAUAAAGUUCAACUCAGAAGCACCCAGAGUUACCACAAUGUAACAACCUAAAAAAGAAACAACUUCCCUUCUCUGUGUUUAAAGAAGAGUAUACCAUCAGUAGUAAUACUGAUUGACAGUUCAUUCCACAUUGAAUCCAUGAAGCGGAGUGUGUCCAUUCUUAAUACAUAUCGUACGAAUAAAAGUAUUUGUGAAAUAAA